Serinus canaria (Common canary) is the source of this 4236-nucleotide messenger RNA. It is a transcript of the gene KLHL12, whose product is annotated as kelch like family member 12. Gene Ontology annotation, molecular function: protein binding. The coding region runs from base 94 to 1701 and encodes 535 amino acids. The record is from RefSeq and is a predicted model, not a curated record. The transcript has 11 exons. NCBI's taxonomy places the organism in Eukaryota, Metazoa, Chordata, Aves, Passeriformes, Fringillidae.
ACGCAAUCAGGGCGCGCGGCUCGGGGAGAGGGAAGGGCGGGGGGAGGCGAGGUGUGCGGGCCGGGACCUCUCCCCGCGGCGGUGCCGCGCGCCAUGGCCCCCCCCAAGGACAUCAUGACCAACUCCCACGCCAAGUCCAUCCUCAACGCCAUGAACGCCCUGCGUAAGAGCAACACGCUCUGCGACGUCACCCUCCGCGUGGAGCACAAGGACUUCCCGGCCCACCGCAUCGUCCUGGCCGCCUGCAGCGACUACUUCUGCGCCAUGUUCACCAGCGAGCUCUCAGAGAAAGAUAAACCCUGUGUGGAUAUCCAGGGCCUGACAGCCUCCACCAUGGAAAUCCUGUUGGACUUUGUAUAUACAGAAACUGUGCAUGUGACAGUAGAAAACGUCCAAGAAUUGCUUCCAGCAGCAUGUCUGCUUCAGCUGAAAGGUGUGAAACAAGCUUGCUGUGAGUUUCUAGAAAGCCAGCUGGAUCCAUCAAAUUGUUUGGGCAUUCGGGAUUUUGCUGAGACACACAAUUGUGUGGAUCUAAUGCAAGCUGCAGAGGUCUUCAGCCAGAAACAUUUUCCAGAGGUGGUUCAGCAUGAAGAGUUUAUCCUCUUAAAUCAAGAAGAGGUUGAAAAGCUCAUCAAGUGUGAUGAAAUUCAGGUGGACUCGGAGGAGCCGGUGUUCGAGGCGGUGAUAAACUGGGUGAAGCACUCCAAGAAGGAGCGCGAGGCGUCGCUGCCGGAGCUGCUGCAGUACGUGCGGAUGCCGCUGCUCACGCCGCGCUACAUCACCGACGUCAUCGACACUGAGCCCUUCAUCCGUUGCAGCCUGCAGUGCAGAGACCUCGUGGACGAAGCCAAGAAAUUCCACCUUCGGCCCGAGCUCCGGAGCCAGAUGCAAGGACCCAGGACACGAGCACGUCUGGGAGCUAACGAAGUGCUGCUGGUGAUCGGCGGCUUCGGCAGCCAGCAGUCUCCCAUUGAUGUGGUGGAGAAAUACGACCCCAAGACCCAGGAGUGGAGUUUCCUGCCGAGCAUCACCCGCAAGCGGCGCUACGUGGCCACGGUGUCGCUGCACGACCGCAUCUACGUCAUUGGGGGCUACGACGGGCGCUCCCGCCUCAGCUCCGUGGAGUGCCUGGAUUACACCUCGGAUGAGGACGGCAUCUGGUACUCCGUGGCUCCCAUGAACGUGCGGAGAGGGCUGGCGGGAGCCACAACCCUUGGAGACAUGAUCUACGUCUCGGGAGGGUUCGACGGGAGCCGCCGGCACACCAGUAUGGAGCGCUACGACCCCAACAUCGACCAGUGGAGCAUGCUGGGAGACAUGCAGACAGCACGGGAGGGAGCAGGCCUUGUGGUGGCCAAUGGAGUCAUCUACUGCCUGGGAGGCUACGAUGGGCUGAACAUCCUGAAUUCUGUUGAGAGGUAUGACCCCCACACUGGACACUGGACAAAUGUCACUCCAAUGGCCACUAAGCGCUCAGCUCCCUCAGACCAGUUCAAGGGAAAGCUUAUCCAGCUUUCUCUCUCUCUGACCAGACUGUCACAUCCACGCCCACAGUGCCUUGAGGUCAGUGUGUUUCCUGCUACACUGAGGGAGCAGUCACUGCUGCUGUGUUCUGCCCUGGAGGAUGCUCUGGCCCCAGUGGGUGGGUUGGCUUUGAGAAAGGAUGAUUCUACUGGCUUGAAUUCUCAAGAGAAAUAUUAAUUUUUACAUGCCUCCAUCCCAGGCCAAGGUGUGUAUGGAGGAAUGCAGUGGCAGGGUCACAAGUUACAGGGAGGCAGAUGAAAUGUGAAAUGCUGGCUGACUUCCACAACUGGGAGCAAUGCCUGGCAUGGAGAAGAGCUCCCAAGGCACAGACUGACCACAGGAGUAGGUCAGUGCUCAUCAGCUCUCUGGGACAUGGUGAAGGCAGGUGUGCCCUGCCAGGCUCCUUCCCCUGAGCCCUGCACUGGGCAGCACUGGGGCAGCACUGCCACAGCCCAGAGUGGGCUUACACAAAUGGUGCAGUCACAUAAUAAUUAUUCCCCACCAACUCUUCACUUGUCUCUCUGCCUAGUGUUCUAUCCAAACUUUAAGUUGGCAGUUGUAUCUAGGACAAAAAAUACAGUUUAAAUCCUACUUUUGGAGUAUCUUUGUGUUUAAAUUCUCCUUCAUUUCUCAUGGGGCUCCUGUAGCUCCUGUGUGCUCAGGUGUGUUGACCUCCUGCUCUGGCUGGUGGGCUGCCCUGGCCCUGCCUGUGUGUACAGGAAGGUUGCUCUGUGCCUCCACACCUGUGUGCCUCCCAGUGCUUACAGUUAUGUGCUUAGACCCUCUUCCAAAUCCCUUUUGAAGUUGCUUUUUCUCUACUUCUUUCAAUAACUGGCUCUCAGAGCCAGCCUGGGCAGCCCUGCUCCAUGUGAUCCCUGUGCAGUGGUUCUGGUUAGGGACAAAUACUGGGUACUCAAUAAACUGGGCUCUGUUCCAAAAACGUUCCAAUUUUCUUGUGCCUGCAGUAGCAUUCACCAAACCCCCAGUCUUUAAAUAUUUAUUCCUGUGAGAGGGAUAUUCCUGUUAAGUGUUGGUUUAUCAGCCAAGAAUGGAUUUGAUUUAGGAGUUGGGCACUUUCCACAUCCAGGAAGGCCUUACAUUUAAAACACAGGAUAAAAUCUGCAGGUUUUUCUAGGUCAGAGGCACCAUGUGAGGUCAAUCCAUGCAUCUCUAGGAAGCUUGAGGAUCAGAUGGCUGCCCUCAUUGGGGCCUGCUUUGGGCACCAGAGAAGGCUGCCUUUGGACAAGGGCAAGAGCAGAAUUCAAGCUUUCUACAGCAGGCAUUUCCCAGGUCUGUGCUCCCCACAGGAGCUGGUGGCUUUAGUGGCUGUGCCUUGGCUGCAGCAUGAGCUCUUUGGUGCCACAAGCCAGCAGGAACCUGGUGAGGCUCUUGACCCCAGCACUGGCUCAUGUGGUUCCUUCCUUGGCACUGUGACCUGGAGUACCAAGAUCUGAAACGUGUCCAAGGGCCUUUUUUUGCUCAAGUUUUUGUGCUGCCACUCAUAGCACCCCUGACUACUCACACCUUAGGUGUGAGUGCUGGUGACCUUGGACCCUGCAGAAUUUCUUUUGUCCCCAAAAAACCCUCUGAGAUUUAUCCACGUGCAGGUCUUUUGAAUUCCAAGAUCAGGACUAAGAGUAAUCUUGGCUUUAUUCACAGAGAUCAUUUCCUCCUUCUUUCUUUUCACCUCUUAGGACAGGUUCUGGAGGGAGGUUACCUCUCAGAGACCUUGGCCAUAUUGCAUUGCUGGAACCAGUUUCCCUGAUUAGGCCUUGGUUUGGUCUCUUCAACCAAAGCUCCUGGAGAUCCCACUGGGCCAACCUGGCCAUCCCAGCUGUUCUGAGGCUCUCAGCAAGGACAGACAGGGAAAGGCAGGAUGUGUUUAGAGGAACAGGAAGUCUCUUAUAUCCUGUUUGUAAAGAAACAGAUCCAUGCCAGGGUAGCUGGCUCUUUUCCUUCAGGAUAUUCAUUAGUGCAAGAGUUCCACGUGGUGGUGACAGCCUGACAGGGCUGACUGUGCUCCCAGGACCCCCUGAGGCCACCAGGUGCCUGGUAAUGUCACAGUGUCCUCCAGUGCCAUACCUGAGGGGCUGCCAAGGAGGAACCAAGGCUGGUGGUUAUUUGCUGCUGGUUUCAGAAAUUCCCAGGAGCAGCAUAUUAUUGUCUGCUUUCACUGUGAGAACACCUCUUCAGGCAGCUGCUCCAGCCACCUUUGCCUCUGCAGCAGUGUAGAAACCAGUUUUCAUUUUGUCUUCCAGAGGAGUAAUGUCAGGGAAAUCCCUCCUCCAGCUUUGCAUGGAGCAGUGUGCAGCUGCUCUCCAGGCCACAGCCAGGAGCUGGGUGACACCAGGGACUCAGAAGCGCCAGAGGAACUUGUCUCUGGCUGACAGUCCCAGCCAGCUGCCUGCCAGCAGAGCGGGCCUGGUGCUGCUGUGCUCACACACCUGUGGUCAGGUGUCAGCCCAGGUAAACCUCUUGUGCUGCUGUGCUGCCCAGGCCCCCCAACCCCAGAGUCAGGAGUGUUCAGUGGAGUGAGAUGUUUUCAUGUUUCAUAUUGGGGAGACAACAUCAACAGAAGACAUGGUUAUCAGCUCUUCUAGGGGAGGUACAAGCAUAAAAAAUGUCCAGUGGAGAGGGAGGAAUUGACCUGUUCACCUCGUGGCAGCGAGCCUGGGGCUGCCAGUGUCACUCGUGGUGUGACUGUGCCACCUU